Molecule: messenger RNA, 1017 nt
Organism: Venustampulla echinocandica
Lineage: Eukaryota; Fungi; Ascomycota; Leotiomycetes; Helotiales; Pleuroascaceae
Exons: 1
Coding region: 1-1017 (338 amino acids)
Source: RefSeq, a predicted model, not a curated record
AUGGAAGCAAUAGCACAGUUUCCUAGCAAGGACAUUGCGUCUAUCUUACUGCCAACGUUGGAGGCUUUCAAACCCCUUCUUGAAGCAAAUGACGUCCAGAUUCUCUCAGUACCUCGCACAACCUAUUCAUAUGGACCACACGAACGGCAAACACUUGACUUAUACUCGGAGCCCACGUCUUCACCUUAUUCUCCUCUAAUAGUGUUUUUCUACGGCGGCGGACUCAAUAGAGGCGACAGAAUCCUCCCUUUCUUCCCAUCAGGGCUUGUGUAUCACAAUUUGGGGACAUUCUUUGCUCAGAGAGGAUUUACGGCUAUCGUCGCCGACUACCGACGAGUUAAUGAUGCAACUAUCGGCACAGGUGACGGCGCUGUGUUCCCAUCUGGAGGAGAAGACGUAGGAGCAGUCGUUGACUGGCUCGAGUCAUCUCAUCUAUUAUCUGAUCAAGCCUCAAAACCCCGCGAUCUAUUUCUCAUGGGUAAUUCAGCUGGUGGAGUGCAUGUUUCGACAUACCUCUUAGAUCCACGAUUUGAGAAACAGAGAAGGAUUGCUUUGGCAGAAUCUGGAGCAUUCUCAUUACGGGGAGCUGUGUUGGUAAGCGUUCCGCUUGACUUCAAGACGGCACAGCCCACUCGAUUCGAUGUACUACGGGCAUACUGGCCCCCUAGUUUAUCCGACACGCGGAAGGAAACAUCUCAUGACGAUUUCUGCCCGAAUGGCUUAUUACGCUCCUGUAGAGGAGUAAAUUGUUGUGGCUUAGCUAAGCCCCAGGAUCUGAGCAUACCCGAUGUAUUAGUGAUGUUAGGAGAAUUGGAUCCGGAGGAUGAGAUCCUCGAAUCAAACGAGCGGUUUCUUGAAUAUUGGGAGAAGGUGUUUGGAAGUAGAGACGGGGUUGAGGUUAAAUGGAUGAAAGGACAGAACCAUAUCAGUCCACCGAUAGCGCUGAUGAGUGGGGAUAAACGUGGGGAAGAAUGGGCAGAGGAGGUGAUUAAAUGGACGAAGCGUUUCGAGCUGUGA